AUGCGUUCGUGGCACCGUUUCCUGCUCGGAGGCGAUGGCGUGGUAGGGACGUGCGCGCCAUUCGGCGGCCCGGAUGCGACUGCCGCGCGUUCCAUUCAACAGGCGAAAAGGAUGUGGGCGGGGCGCGCGGGAAGCGGCGCCAUUGGGCGAGCGGCCGUCGCGCCGCAAUGGCCGCCGCCGCAUUCGGCCAAUGAGCGGCGCGCGGACCGAACGCGUCCGGCCACCGGCGUCCGCGGCGUUGCCAGCUCGACACGAGAAAAUACCAGAUUCGACCUUCUUGGGACCCCCGGGUGCUUUUUUUUAUGUUUGGGCCCGCGUUAUCACUCGGCGUGCGUCGGGUUCCUUAUCCGUUGGGAUGUUGGACGCGGCGACUUGGUGGACCGUUUGUGCAGUGAUCUAGUG
Molecule: messenger RNA, 402 nt
Organism: Iphiclides podalirius (scarce swallowtail)
Lineage: Eukaryota; Metazoa; Arthropoda; Insecta; Lepidoptera; Papilionidae
Source: the annotation of a GenBank genome assembly